Messenger RNA from Rubroshorea leprosula, 2589 nucleotides. The record is from the annotation of a GenBank genome assembly. Lineage: Eukaryota; Viridiplantae; Streptophyta; Magnoliopsida; Malvales; Dipterocarpaceae.
CUGGGUUUUGAUCGACUAUGUUCUCUCAUCUCUGUCACAGUUGGCAGCCAGAAUUGCAGUUUCGAACCUUCAUAAGAAUACAAACAAGUCAUUCUCGGAGACGAUUCGGAUCAUGUAUAACUACUUCAACAACAAGUCUAGAAAGAAGGCUCCUCUUAUUGCAGAUGAUGUUUAUGAAAUAAUAAUGGAGAAUGCUGCCAAGCUGGACCAAGAGAUCAUAUAUGACAGGGAUUUUGACUAUGACUACUUUGGUUUCAAGACCCUUGAGAAAUCUUACCUCCUGAAAAUUGAUGGUAGAGUAGUGGAAAGGCCACAGCACAUGUUGAUGAGGGUUUCUGUUGGUAUUCACAAAACUGAUAUUGACUCUGUUGUCAGAACAUAUCAUUUGAUGUCCCAGCGUUGGUUUACUCAUGCUACUCCUACCCUUUUCAAUGCUGGAACUCCAAAGCCUCAAAUGAGUAGCUGCUUUCUGCUCUGCAUGAAGGAUGACAGCAUUGAGGGCAUAUAUGAUACUCUGAAGGACUGUGCUGUUAUUAGUAAAUCAGCUGGAGGGAUUGGAAUUUCAAUUCAUAACAUACGUGCCACUGGCAGUUACAUCUCUGGGAUAAAUGGGACUUCCAAUGGAAUUGUUCCAAUGCUCAGAGUUUUUAAUGAUACUGCUCGCUAUGUUGACGUAGGGGGAGGCAAGAGAAAGGGUGCUUUUGCCAUAUAUUUAGAGCCAUGGCAUGCUGAUAUCUUUGAGUUUCUAGAUCUAAGAAAAAACCAUGGAAAGGAAGAAUGUCGAGCACGAGAUUUAUUUUACGCACUUUGGGUACCAGAUCUCUUUAUGGAGCGGGUUCACAGUGAAGGAAUUUGGUCUCUGUUUUGUCCUACUGAGGUUCCUGGCCUGGCUGAUUGUUGGGGUGAAGACUUUGAAAGGUUGUAUAUCCAGUAUGAAAAGGAGGGCAAGGCAAGGAUGCUUGUUCCUGCAAGGAAACUUUGGUUUGAGAUUCUAAAUUCUCAGAUUGAAACAGGAACUCCUUAUAUGCUUUUCAAGGAUUCUUGCAAUAGAAAGAGCAACCAGCAGAAUUUAGGCACGAUCAAGUCCUCAAAUCUGUGCACUGAGGUUAUUGAAUUCACCAGUCCAACAGAAACUGCAGUGUGCAAUCUGGCAUCCAUUGCCCUGCCCAGAUUUGUCAGGGAAAACGGGGUUCCUUUGGAGUCACAUCCAUCUAAGCUGAUCGGCAGUAGAGGUUCAAAGAACAGAUAUUUUGAUUUUGAAAGAUUAGCUGAGGUAACUGCAACAGUUACUGCAAACCUUAACAAAAUUAUUGAUGUCAAUUACUAUCCAGUUGAAAGUGCAAGGAAGUCAAAUUUACGACAUAGACCAAUUGGUAUUGGUGUUCAGGGUCUUGCUGAUACCUUCAUCCUGCUCAGCAUGCCAUUUGAUUCUCUGGAGGCCAAACGGUUGAAUAAGGAUAUAUUCGAGACUAUCUACUUCCAUGCGCUGAGAAGUUCUUCUGAGUUGGCUGCAAGAAAUGGCCCUUAUGAAACAUAUCAUGGUAGUCCUGUGAGCAAGGGAAUUCUGCAGGUAGACAUGUGGGGUGUAAAACCAUCAGAUCGAUGGGAUUGGAAUGGUCUUAGGGAAAUGAUCUCUAAGAAUGGUGUGAGAAAUUCCCUUCUUCUUGCUCCUAUGCCCACAGCUUCGACCAGCCAGAUUCUGGGUAACAAUGAGUGUUUUGAGCCUUACACCUCUAAUAUCUACAGUCGUAGAGUUUUGAGUGGUGAAUUUGUUGUGGUGAACAAGCACCUGCUACAUGAUUUAACGGAGAUGGGUCUAUGGUCACCUGUUAUUAAGAUGAAGAUAAUUUAUGAAAAUGGCUCAGUUAAUAAAAUCCCAGAGAUUCCUGACGAGCUGAAAGCUAUCUACAAAACUGUAUGGGAAAUCAAACAAAAGACCUUGGUUGACAUGGCUGUUGAUCGAGGAUGCUACAUAGAUCAGAGUCAGAGUCUAAAUAUUCAGAUGGAUCAGCCUGAUCCUGGGAAAUUGACUUCCUUGCAUUUCUAUGCUUGGUCUAAGGGUCUGAAAACAGGGAUGUAUUAUCUGAGAACACGUGCUGCAGCUGACGCUAUCAAGUUCACCAUUGAUACCUCUUUGCUCAAAAAUGAAAAUUCUAUCCUGCUCGAGAAUGGUGUUGAUGUCAAACCGGCCAAGGAGCAAUGCUCAUUGCUUAACCGAGAGGAGUGCAUGGCUUGUGGAAGUUAAAGCCCCAUGUUGCAAAAUAUUUUGACUUGAAUCUUCACUGACAAACAGGAGAUGCUCUAUUGAUGAUUGGUGGAGAUGACUUGUGACAGCGGCGCCGCCGGAAGGUUUGAUGGUGAUGGAAUGGACAUGCGUGCCAAUAGUAAGCUUUAAAUCACCCAUGAGAUCUUCUGUAAAGCAUCCUCCCUGGAGCCGUUGUAGAGUCAAAAAAGCAAUGUAGAUCGUUCUGCUUUACAGAUUGUGCCAAGAUUCCUUUCUUAACAACACACUUCCAAAUUCUAAACAAGCAUCAUUUUUAUGAAAAGAUCUUAGGGGAGUUAGCAGUUUAAUAUAUUAAAUAAGUUGGA